This is a messenger RNA of Myxozyma melibiosi, 2049 nucleotides long. Its product is annotated as glucoamylase I precursor. Gene Ontology annotation, biological process: polysaccharide metabolic process. The record is from RefSeq and is a predicted model, not a curated record. NCBI's taxonomy places the organism in Eukaryota, Fungi, Ascomycota, Lipomycetes, Lipomycetales, Lipomycetaceae. The transcript is spliced from 2 exons. Gene Ontology annotation, molecular function: glucan 1,4-alpha-glucosidase activity. Bases 116 to 1759 code for a protein of 547 amino acids. Gene Ontology annotation, cellular component: fungal-type vacuole.
GCUCUUAUUUAUAGUCCCUCACUGCUCCGGCUUCCUGCUUCAGCGAGCGGAGGUCUCUUUCUGUAUUAUUUACUACGUCUCUCUUUUCUCCCUUCGUCCGUAUCCCGACUCCACCAUGCGUUUCGACGCCUCGAUCCUGCUCCUCGCAGCCGUCGCUUCCUCCUCCGCCGCCCUCUUCGUCGAACCCCGCUCGCGUCGCCAGCAGGUCACCUUCGCUCUCUCUCCAAAGUCCUUUCGCCAGUCUGUCGCGGCCGUCGCUUCAUCCCAGAAGGACCUUUCUUCAUGGGUCGCUUACCAGUCUGACGUAUCGUUCGAGGGCAUCCUGGCCAAUAUCGGUCCAGACGGUGCAAAUGUAGUCAACAGCGGUGUGCGUCCUGGUGUCGUCGUCGCCAGCCCGUCAAAGUCAUAUCCCGACUACUUUUACCACUGGAUCAGAGACGGUGCUAUUACAAUACGCGCUUUGGUUGACCACUACGCUGCCACCGGUGACGCAAAGUCGAAGCAGAUCAUCGACGAUUAUAUUGCUUCGAAUCAGGCCGUCCAGCGGGUCUCUAAUCCGAGCGGGGCAUUCGAAGGCCUCGAGGGUCUUGGUGAGCCCAAGUUUCAUGUCGAUGGCUCUGCCUUUGUUGAUAACUGGGGACGUCCCCAAAGGGACGGGCCGGCUCUUCGCGCAAUCACGCUGAUCAACUACAUCUACGCCCUCACUAAUCGCACCUCCUCGCAAGCCUCUGAUUACAAGUACAUCUACGAUCAGGUCAUCAAGCCUGAUCUGGAAUACACUUCAAAGUUCUGGGCUCAUCCUGGUUUCGAUCUUUGGGAAGAAGUCAACGGUUUGCACUUCUUCACCGCCAUGGUCCAGUUCAAGGCUCUGUGUCUGGGCGAGCAGAUCGCAGAAGCCAUGAACGACCCGGGUGCGGCAGAGUGGUACCGUGCGCAGUCGAUCGGUGUCCGUGGAUUUUUGAGGGCUUUUUGGGACGACGGGAAGGGUCAUAUCGUCGAAACGCUCGGAUCUUCCAGAUCUGGACUCGAUUCUGCUAUCAUUCUCGGAGCUAUUCACGGAGGAUCGGAGUCCGUCUAUCCUUUGCACUCCGAUUCAAUGAUUGCUACUCUGCAUAGCUUGGUCCAGGACAUGCGUACGCGCUACAAGAUCAACAUUGCCGAUAUGGAAGAUUUCAACGAGACAGCCGAAGACAUUCCUGUCUCUGUCGGUAUCGGCCGCUACCCUGAGGACGUCUACGCUGGUGGUGAUAAGGCUGCUGAGGUCGCUGGCUCUGAUCAGCUCGGAAACCCGUGGUUUCUGUGUACUGCAAGCGUGGCGCACGCUUUGUAUGCUCUUGCUGAACACCUCGCACUCUCGGACAAGCACCUUGUCAUCACGAACCUCACCGCUCCUUUCUACCUUCCUUUGAUCCCUUCAGCAGUUUCCGCAAAGGAUGCGGCAUAUAUCGAUUUCUCUUCGACGUCGAAUGCACUCCCUACCGCGGUAAAGCUUGCCUUCGAUCCUGCCUCUAAGGAGACCCAGGCUAUCAUCGCAAACAUCGUUCGCUACGCCGAUGGCUUCAUGAACGUUAUCCGCAAGCAUUCUGAUGCCGAGGGCCAGCUUUCGGAGCAGUUCGAUCGGGACAAUGGGUUCAUGCGGGGUGCUAAACAACUCACCUGGAGUUUUGAGGCAUUUUGGAACGCUGCGAAGAUGCGUGAGAAAACAUUCGAAGCCAUCCAAAGGCGACGUGAGUUUUUCUCUAUGCGCGCAAAGCUCUAAAUGCCUCUCUCUUCUUUGAGGUCUUUUUAUUCCAGCUCUAUUGUUUUGGUUUUUUGUCCUAUUUGUACUUUUUGAUGUCUUGUCAAGGAUGCGGCUUUUUUUCCUGUUUUAAAGGUGUUGCAAUGGAAUUUCAUUUCUUUUGGAGUGGGUUUGGGCGCCUGACUGUACAUAACACAUUUUUUUGUCUUUUUUCUUUUCUAUUCUUUUUGAUGUAACUGUUAGCCAGGCGUUUCAGAUAGUAUAUUUUUGUCACUCUACCUGCGCACUAAUGAACGCAUUAUCCUUCCAAU